CCCUUUCUCCAGGACUGGGCUGGGCUUUCUUUUUUUGACAGGCGACGAGCGGCUGAUUUUUUUUUAAAUUCUGUCUUCUCUCUCUUUCUCUCUAGGGUUUUUUUUGUUUCCGCUUUCUCUCUACAUUUUCUCCUUCAGUGGCAUUCACCACUCUUUAUUUUACAUACAUACCAUAAAUUAUUAAUUGCUCGGUGAGAGGAGGGGGGAGGAAGAAGGAGAUUAAAAUCGAGAGAAAAUGUCGGGCCAGACCAUCACGGACCGUAUCGCGGCGGCCCAGUACAGUGUGACCGGCUCGGCCGUGGCCAGAGCUGUCUGCAAAGCCACAACCCACGAGGUGAUGGGACCCAAGAAGAAGCACCUGGACUAUCUUAUACAAGCUACGAAUGAGACCAAUGUUAACAUUCCUCAGAUGGCUGAUACUCUUUUCGAGCGAGCAACGAACAGUAGCUGGGUAGUAGUGUUUAAGGCUUUGGUUACCACGCAUCAUUUGAUGGUCCAUGGCAAUGAGAGAUUUAUUCAGUAUCUGGCCUCUAGAAAUACUUUGUUCAACCUCAGCAAUUUUUUGGACAAAAGUGGAACACAUGGUUAUGAUAUGUCUACAUUUAUUAGGCGAUACAGCAGAUAUUUAAAUGAAAAGGCAUAUUCCUAUAGACAGAUGGCAUUUGACUUUGCAAGAGUGAAGAAAGGGGCUGAUGGUGCAAUGCGAACUAUGGCUCCAGAAAAAUUGUUGAAAGGCAUGCCAAUACUGCAAGGGCAGUUGGAUGCAUUGCUGGAGUUCGAUGUGAGCCCUGGUGAAUUGUCAAAUGGAGUAAUAAAUGCUGGUUUCUUACUACUUUUCAAAGAUCUAAUCAAAUUAUUUGCAUGUUACAAUGAUGGAAUCAUUAAUUUGUUAGAAAAAUACUUUGAAAUGAAGAAAGGACACUGUAAAGAAGCACUAGACAUUUACAAAAAAUUCCUCACUAGAAUGACAAGAGUUUCAGAAUUUCUUAAAGUUGCUGAACAAGUAGGUAUUGAUAAAGGUGACAUUCCUGAUCUUUCUCAGGUAAUACAUCGGAGAAUUCUUGCUGACCUUAAAAAUUCUGACACUGAAAAUGCACCAUUAAAAGAUUGUACCAUUGAUAAUCCGGCUCCGAGCAGUCUUCUGGAAGCACUUGAGCAGCAUUUGAAUACACUGGAAGGGAAGAAAAAUGCAACUGGAGGUAGUAGGACCGCUGGAGCACCUUUACAGGGGAAUACGGGCUCUCCAGAACACGCAGGAUCAUCCCCCACCUCCAGUCCCGCGAAGAUGGCUGAUACUGCUGCAGUAGUUGAUCUCUUCUCUUCUCCACCCUGUGUUGCAGCUCCAACAAAUGCAUCCAAAUUGUCCAAUGAUCUCCUUGAUCUACAGCCAGAUUAUACAUCUGCAGUUCAGUCAACAGCAGCAGCGAACCCACCAGCCAGUGCCUGGGGAGAUCUUUUAGGUGAAGAUUCUUUGGCUUCUCCAGCCCUUCCAAAUGCCCCUGAGGCACAACCACCUGACCCAUUUGCAGCAGAGACUUCCUUGAAAACUUCUUCUCCUACAACAGUAGAUGCUGCCACCCCUACUGCUGCUGCCUCAGCAACAACCACUGAUAUGGAUCUUUUUGGAGAUGCAUUUGCAGCUUCUCCUACUGAAGAGUCAACAACAUCUGAAGGGGCAGGAGCAGCAGCAGCCCCUGUAACAACAGCAGCAGCAGCAGCAGCAGCGCUUGAUGCAUGUGCUGGAACUGACCCUUUUGCACCAUCUGAAGGUAGUGCAGAGGCUGCUGCUGAACUGGACCUUUUUGCUAUGAAGCCGUCUGAGGCCAGCGUUCCAACAACUACCCCCACCACUACCAGUGCAACUGCCAGUACAACUACCAGUGCCAUUACCAGCACAACUGCUAGUGUGACUACGACUGAGACUGUUACUGUUACUGCGACUGCUACUGUUACUGCGACUGCUACUACUGCUACUACCACAACUACAGAUACUCCUGUCACCACCACCACUGCACCUGUCCUUGAUAUUUUUGGUGAUUUUUUUGAUUCUGGUCCUGAACUAAAUGCAUCCACAACUAAACCAGAAGCAGGUCCUAGUAUAGACCUAUUUGCAUCAGAUGCUUUUUCAACCCCUUCACGUGGGGCUUCCCCUUUGCCAGAAAGUAAUCUUACUGCUGAUCUGUUAUCUGUCGAUGCAUUUGUAGCACCACCACCCACAAUCAGUGCCUCUCCUGCUAAAUCUGAGCCUUCAGCAGUACUUGAUCUGUUUGGUGAUGCCUUUGUCAGUAGUGCUCCUGAGUCUCAUCCUGCCACUCAGGCUCUUUCCAGUUCAUCUGCAUCAUCGGACUUGCUAGCUGGAUUUGGAAAUGCAUUUAUGACUACAACAGCUGCGACAGUGCCUCCGGUUUCGAAUAAUAUUUUACAACCUGACUUUGAAGCAGCUUUUGGUAUGACAACUACAAGUAAUGCACUUGAUUCUUCAGGUGAUCUUCUAAUGCCGACAGUGGCGUCACAAAAUCAAGCAACACUUGCAGGAAUGCCAACAACAAGUGGAACGCAGCAGCCGACAAAAGGCCUGGGGAGUGACCUCGAUUCUUCCCUUGCAAAUCUUGUAGGAAACCUUGGCAUUUCUCCAACUCCAGGAAAGAAGAGUGAUCUUCAAUGGAAUGCUUCAGAAAAGAAGUUGACAGGAGGAGCAAAUUGGCAACCAAAGGUUGCUCCAACAACAGCUUGGUCAGCAGGUGCUCCACCCAACAAUCAAAUGGGAGUUGCCCCACCAGUUGGACCUGCACCUAAUGCUCAGCCAGUACCUGGGGGAUUUGGGACGCCACCUGCAAGUACAAAUGUACCCAUGAUGCCUCCGCAGCCAAUGAUGUAUCCUCAGCCCAUGAUGAGACCAGCAUUUGGUGCUGGACCACCGCUUUCCCCAAGUCCAACGCCUGCUACUCAGAGCCCCAAGAAACCUGCAACAAAGGAUCCUCUAGCAGAUCUAAACAUCAAGGAUUUCUUGUAAACAAAGCUACAGUUCAUGCAAUGAUGGGAAUGCUGAAGAUGACAACAGUUGAUAUUCACUACUCCAAGCAAAUCACCAGUCAUGUUUCAAUGCUUAUUCAGACUUUCAUAUUGUAAAAGGUGUAGCACAACUGUGAAAGUAACCCUUAGGAAUGUACUUCUUGAUGUUAUGCCCUAAUUUAUCUGAAAUUGUCCAUUUUGGAUUGUGUUUUGCAACUUGAAAGAUGGGUGUAUGUUCCUGAUGCCUUUUAGUGCGUCUCUGCACCUAACGAUAACUUGGGUUGCAGAUUUGCAGCUGUUGUGUAUGAGCCACUUGAAGUAAUGUAUUUGUAUUCUUGAAAGUGCAAAUGUAUAUAAUUUCAUUGCAGAGCUUAGGAUGUCAUGUCCGUUCUGUAUACCUAUUAGCUUAUAGUCAUGAUUCUGGUAGCAAUUUGCAUAUAAAUGAAUGUGCUUACACCCCUCAAAUCUUCCAAGUCUGAUGUUUUGUCUGAAACAAUUCACAACUGCAAAAAAUGAAUUGAACAUACAAACAGUUUUUUAAAUAAGCAUUAUUUUCAAAUUAUUUAUAAUUCAUUUAAAAGUAAUAUAAAAUUUGACGUUAACUUCCAUGGUCUGCACUGAUCUUGGCAUAAAAGUGUUACUUGGCAAAAAUAUGCUGCAUACCAAGACAGAAAAUGUUAUCUAAAUGUCAUAUUUAUAUCUUAUCAGUAUGUAAAAUUGUUCUAUUUAAUUUCUUUUAAGUUGCAUUAUGUAUUCUUUGUUUAAUGGACCAGUAGUAAAAUAUCAGACAGUGGGAAUGUUUAUUUUGAAAAAGACAAUAAUGGAUUGAUGUUCUCGGAUGUCUUUCAGUAAGGGAUCACAACUGUUUAAAUGCACUUUUUUUCCUGCCAUCACCAGCUUUCAUAUCUUUUUUUUCAUCAACAGAUAUUUGAAGUUUUUUUGGAUGUUUUUUUGUCAUUAAACUGUUGUCUUUAAAUUUUUGUAUGUACGUGAGUAAUCCCAAACAUUACCCAUAAUCUCUUCAACACACCUGCACCUUUUAAAGAAAUUUUAUGUACUGUGUGUAUCCCAGGGAAAUGUCAAACUGUUUGCGCAAACUGCUUGGCAAAAGGUGUAGCCACCAAAUAAGGAGGUCACUGUUGAUCAGUGGAAUUAGUGUUCUCAGGCAUGACAGUUAUUUUGUAAAAAUGCUAUGCAGUUUGAAAGUGUUUCAUUUAUGUCUCUUUAGAUCUGUCAAUAUCUAUAUAGUAUACCAUUCCAAGUAACUGUAUCUGGAAUUAAUGUGGGGAAAAUACAUAUAUUUAAAAUAUUACUCUUUUAAUUUAAAUUUGUUUGAUUUUCUCUCUUUGAUCCAUUGCAUGUAUUCCCAUUGAGAUGCAAUAAAUGCGUUGAACAAAGUAAA
Leucoraja erinaceus (little skate) is the source of this 4414-nucleotide messenger RNA. It is a transcript of the gene snap91a, whose product is annotated as synaptosome associated protein 91a. The coding region runs from base 236 to 3013 and encodes 925 amino acids. Gene Ontology annotation, molecular function: 1-phosphatidylinositol binding; phosphatidylinositol-4,5-bisphosphate binding; clathrin heavy chain binding. The transcript is spliced from 29 exons. Gene Ontology annotation, biological process: clathrin coat assembly; clathrin-dependent endocytosis; synaptic vesicle budding from presynaptic endocytic zone membrane. NCBI's taxonomy places the organism in Eukaryota, Metazoa, Chordata, Chondrichthyes, Rajiformes, Rajidae. The record is from RefSeq and is a predicted model, not a curated record. Gene Ontology annotation, cellular component: synaptic vesicle; clathrin-coated vesicle; extrinsic component of presynaptic endocytic zone membrane.